AUGCAGAGUGAGCUCAGUGGCAUUCUUUCCCGGAUUCCGGCAGCGGUAAUUGGAACGAUUCUUGCCGAUGAAUCAUGUAAAACGGUUUGGUUUUUCAAUCCAAAGUCGCGUGAAGUCAUCUCCAUGGAUGCCCUUCGCUCGCUACCCAAUCCACCUUCCAAUUCAGGCGCUGAUGCGACGGAGCGGCACCUCGUGUACGGUAUGAUGCGUGUGCGUAAUCAAGGUGUAAUGUUUGAACGGGAUCAUAUUCAGCGCCUCUACGAGAAUUGCGUUCUUGCAGCUACUUCGAAGCCCCUCACCGAUGAGGCUACGCUGCCGUUUCCUGUUGAGGGUGUAACGCAAAGUAUUCGAGAUUACAUAUUGAGCGAGCAUAAGGAGAGCGGUGACAUAAACCUCAAAUUUGUGACCUGGCUGCCGCCCUUUUCCAACAGUUUAACCACUGCAGAGGCAUGGCAGAAAUUUCUGUCUGAUUUUUCAUAUGUGGUGUACUUCGUAAAGUCCUUCUUUCCACCAAAAGAAUGGUAUACAGAGGGAAUUCGAAUCUCUCUUUUGUACAAUGCGAGGAGACAUACACCAAAUGCGAAGAUUAUUCAAGCGCCGCUUCGUUCCCGUGCGAAGAGUCUUCAAGACAGCUCUGGGGCGUUUGAGGUCUUUUUUGUUUGGGAUAAGGAGGCACAUUUUCUGGUGCCCGAGGGAUCUCGUUCCAAUUAUCUUCUGGUCACAGAGGACGGCCGUCUUUGUUGCUCCCUGCAGAAGGAUAUCCUUCGUGGCAUUACACUCCAUACUGUAAAAAGGGUCGCCUCUACCACUGGACUGGCAGAUAUCGAACACCGCCCUAUUUACGUUGGCGACCUUUGCCUGGCAAAGGCAAUCGCCAUGCUAGGGACAAGUCCCGGUGUUCUUCCUGUGCGGGAGAUCCAAUUUUAUUACGAUGAGGAGAGUAAAGCAAAUUUUAUUUCCUCUCUGGACGACUACGAGCAGUGCAUGAAGGAGAAGGGGGAAUGUCCGUCGCUGCCAAGGGAGACCAUUUUGUCCAACGGUGGACGGCUGGAGCUGGAUAGUCCUCAUAACACGAUGUUGGCGCAGCUACGGGAAGCAUACGAGGCAGAGGCCUUCCGCUGA
Trypanosoma cruzi is the source of this 1122-nucleotide messenger RNA. RefSeq lists its product as uncharacterized. NCBI's taxonomy places the organism in Eukaryota, Euglenozoa, Kinetoplastea, Trypanosomatida, Trypanosomatidae. The coding region runs from base 1 to 1122 and encodes 373 amino acids. Gene Ontology annotation, molecular function: catalytic activity. The transcript has a single exon. The record is from RefSeq and is a predicted model, not a curated record.